This is a messenger RNA of Diprion similis, 784 nucleotides long. RefSeq names its product deoxyuridine 5'-triphosphate nucleotidohydrolase. Gene Ontology annotation, molecular function: dUTP diphosphatase activity; magnesium ion binding. Bases 31 to 486 code for a protein of 151 amino acids. Gene Ontology annotation, biological process: dUMP biosynthetic process; dUTP catabolic process. Lineage: Eukaryota; Metazoa; Arthropoda; Insecta; Hymenoptera; Diprionidae. The record is from RefSeq and is a predicted model, not a curated record. The transcript is spliced from 3 exons.
UCCAGUUGAUCCUACGAAAUACAGAUAAUCAUGCCACCGAGCGGACCAGACGUCAUAAACAGCGUUUUACGCUUUGUCAAAUUAUCCGACAAGGCGUUCGCACCUAUGAAGGGUUCCUCUGCUGCUGCCGGCUACGAUCUACGCAGCGCCUACGAAUACGUCAUACCGCCUAACGGGAAGGAGCUGAUAAAGACGGACCUACAAGUCGAAGUGCCAAUAGGAACGUACGGCAGAGUUGCACCUCGCUCAGGCUUGGCGUGGAAGCAUCACAUCGACGUUGGUGCCGGUGUGAUAGACGCUGACUAUCGGGGAAACGUUGGCGUAGUACUCUUCAAUCACAGCAACACAGAGUUCAAAGUUCUACCUGGAGAUCGAGUAGCACAGCUCAUCUGUGAACGAAUUGUUUAUCCUGAAUUGGAAGAAGUCAGCAGUCUAGAGUCAACUGAAAGAGGAAACAACGGUUUUGGAUCGACUGGAGUGAACUAAGAAAAAGAUGUCCUAUAUUUAUGAUCUAAACUUUAGAUAUAAUAUUCGUUGAUAAGAUUGUGCUACAUUACAACUAGACUCGUGUCAUAUUGUCAUUAUUCUUAAACUUUCAUCUUGCAUUAGAUUUUUCGCGUUUUUCUGACAAUGGCUUUGUUUUAGAUGCUUCAUAUACUGAUUCAUUAUUGACAAUCAUUUCAUUAGUAUAGUCUCGUCCAGAGCAGCUACGUUUCAGUAAUUCCUUAUUAGUGUUAUACUAUGUGUAGCUGCAGAGUACUUUACAUUCAGCCUCUGACAGAUC